AUGCUUGAUAAACUUGUGGCAGGACUUGUGACAACUCACUUGGGUAAGUACUUUGAAAACGUCAAUAAGGAACAGGUGAGGGUUUCACUCUGGAGUGGACAUGUGCGAUUGAGAAACUUAAGUUUCCGCAAAGAUGCCCUCCGUGCUUGGGAUACCGCCAUUUGUGUGAAGGAAGGCUCUAUUGAGGAGUUGACAGUUGUCAUUCCCUGGACGCGGUUGCAGUCGGAAUGUGUGGUGGUGGUGGUAAAGAAAGUUCGAGUGGUGCUUCAGCAAAAGACAGCGGCAGGAUAUGAUCCUGAACGGGAGAAACAAGAGGCCUAUGAACGUAAAGUGCAUCAACUGAAUAUUUUUGAAGAACUUCUUAGUCGUGAAAUGUAUGAAAAUGAAGGACAUAUCACGACUAGUAGAACAACUCAUGAGGAAGUCCAUACAGAAGAAAUGGAAGGAGAAAACUAUGUAGAAGCUCAGAAAGAUGCAACAUUCUCUGCUCGUUUAAAAGCAAAUAUACUUAAUAAUGUUCAAUUAAAAUUGGAAGAUGUUAUUAUAAGAUAUGAUGGAUGUCAUUCCUUUGGAAGAAAUCUUGAAAAGGGUAAAUAUCCAUCUGUAGGAAUUGAUUAUCAUUCUAUUUCACUUGUUUUGAGUCAUUUUCGUACGUAUGCAUGUAAUGAAAAUUUUGAACCCCACUUUACUGCGACAAGGGAACGUAUACUCUAUAAGAAGGUGGAAUUAGAAGGGAUGCGAGUUUUUCUAAAUGAUGAAGUUAUCCCUGUGGAAGAAAUGAAUGCUUCCCAAGGUAAUUAUGAUAACCUCAGUUCUAGUAACCAUAAUAAUAAUAAUAAUGAGAGUUUACAAUUUAAAGAAUUACCUUUUCUUAAAAUUUCUGAGUUAUCAAAGCAGUCUGUUUCUUCUUUACGAAAACCAAUCCAUACAAGUUGUCAUUGUAUGGUGUUUCCUUUUUCUGCAGUAGCACGUGUUCAAUAUCAACCGGUACCUUUCCGAGGAGAACUUCCCAUGACUGGUAUUGAUGUAAACAUGAACCAUUUACGUGCUACCGUUAAUCGUGAACAGUGGUUAGUAUUACUUUCAUUAUGGCGUGAAAUACGUAAUGGUGAGGAAUAUGAUGUAUUACGACAAUUUCGUCCAUCUGGUAAUGAGAAAUUAAGACCUACUGAUAAUCCACGCUCUUGGUGGCAAUAUGCUAUUCAAGUCACAUUAUAUCGUAUUCGUAAAAGUCGAGAACGUCGUGUAUUUGUAUGGGAAACGUAUAAAUGGCUUAAAGCAGCAAGAGAAGAAUAUAUGAUGUUAUUUCGACGUAGUAGACGUGGAAAGUUAGGUGCAAAUUGGCUUACUGCCUUAACAGAGAAAGAGACUAUGCGAUUACGUGAACUAGAGAUGGAUCUACCUAUAGAUUCUAUUAAGUUUGCACGACGUCUUGCCUAUCAACGGACACAAUUGGAACGAAAGAACCGUGAUGCUGUCUUGGAGAAACGGCGUUUACAACAACAACAACAACAACAGCAAGAAGAAGAAAAAGAAGGAGAGGAAAAAAGGGAAAAGAUGUUGGAAAGAAUCUCUACUUCUUCCCUCAUUACGGAAAGUAAUGGAUCUUUAGUAAGAAAGGAAUCAUCUGGAUGGUGGAGUUGGAUGACAUCUUCAUGGACUCGUCGCCCACAAGGGGAAAACUCUACUAGAGAUGAUGAGGACAGUCCUGAUAUCUCUGCAGAGAUUGAAGAAAUGUUGCAACUUGUACAUGCAGAACGGUGGACAGCCGCACAACGUUUGGCGAUUGCAAAGGAAUUUGGUAUUUCAGAACGCGAAAUGGAAGAUCUUUCAGAUACAGGCGGGAUCUCAACAAGAGCCCCUGAUGGAUUACAGUGGCAGUUACGAUUUCAUGCCAGUGCUCUGCAGUUAACACUGUGUGAAAGUAUGGAGUCCUGUAUACCAUUCGGUACAUUAGCCAUGGAACAACUCUCUGUUGCUUUUGUGUACACUACGAAUCGAUGUUUCGAUCUCACUCUUAACGCAGAGGAUUAUCUUGUCCUCUCACACCUUGCAGAACAACAACAACAAGAAGAAGAAGAAAAAGAAAAGGAAAAAGAAGAAAGGCAACAAUGCGCAUUGAGUGUUAUUCGGGUUGCGAGAGAACGAUUUGAUGAUAAAACGGAGCCGGCAGUUUCUGUUGUCUGGCGGCGUCUCCGACCGUGUGGUUGGACCGAUAGUGAUUCACACGCCGUCCCGUAUGAAUUGCGAUUGAAGUGGAAUCCACUGGAUUGUAUUAUAAAUGUGCCGUUUCUAAAGGCCUGCGUAGACUUUAUCUAUACACCAACAACAACAACAACAACAACAACAACAACAAUGAGAAGAGAAGGAAGAGUACAAACCUCAUCAUCAUCAUCUUCUUCUUCAAUGAGGGCGUUAGUUCCCACAGGUGAGAGACGACGUACAUUGUUAAUGUUAAUAGUGGAGCGGGAGAUAUUAUGUGAUUGGAGUAUUUGUGUAUACGGUCUCCGUUUAGUAGCAGCAGAGGAUGUACGGCAAGCCACACGUAUUGCAUUGCGCUCUUUGGAAGUACGUAAUGAUCCAAAAAAGAAACUAGAGAAACGACGACGUAUUCAAGAGUUUAGUAAGAUUAUAUCAAACCCAUCUAAUGUGUUUGGGGAUGAUAAAGAAGAUUGGGUAAAUAAUGUACAUGCCACUGUUAAAGGAGCCACCGUCGAGUGUUAUUUGAUCUCUCAAACAGAUGAGAAUAACUCAAAUAUUGUUUCUUCCACUAAUGUUGCUAUUGGUAGUGUUGAUUGUGAUAAUGGGAAUGAUAUAAAUACGCAUAUACAGAGGGAAUGUAUUGCUACUCUACCUUAUUUAUCCAUGCAGUUUCAGAAAAGUCUCAUGAUGAAUCGUAGUCCAGAUAUUCCAUUACUCUCAACAUCUCUUAAAAUGAGAGAACCACUCCAAUUUCAUUGUUCACGUUGGAGUCUUUCUGUAUUGUGUACUUCUUUCUCAUUAAUCUCUGACUUUUGUCAAACCAUGUUACAACGUUCUGCAAUGAGUGUAGAAGCAAGAAGAAAAACAAUGAAAAAUUGUUUAACGACAUCUUCUACUUCUUCUGAGAACCUUAUUUUUUAUGCUCAACUUUCUGCAGUGGAUAAAAGAUAUUUUUCUGAGCAUGAAACCUCUGCAAAAUUGGCAUAUGAACAACAUUGCCGCCAUGAAGCUAAUUGUUUAGAUGACUCCAACGCCUUUUAUCGUAUGGAAGUAUCGAAUGGGAAAUUAAUCAUUUUUCACGCCGCUCGUUCUUCAUUUCCCAGUCAUUUAAUAGAACUACAUCGAGGACAUCUACACAUUGUAAGAGAUGGGGCAGAAGUAAGUCUUUUUGUAGAGUCUGGUGGUCUACCGCAUGAAUAUCGUAAAGGUUUAUGGGAAGCUAGGAAAGUUCUCUUUGACAAACACAAAUUUCCAAUAUUGGAAAGUAUGAUAUUGCUGGAAUCUCUUAUUCUUCAAUGGUGUCAAGAUCAAAAAGAUCAUAUAAAAGAAAUAGAAGAAGUGAAAAAAGCAUUUCACAUUCUACAAUCUGCCUCUCACACACAACCAUGUCAUUAUAUUUCUUUAAAAUGUAUGAACUCGGAAGAGGCACAAUACUUUGCUGAAGCGCUUGAGACUCAUGCAAUAGAGGAUCAUGUCUUUGCAAUUCCAGCUGAUCCAACUAAAGAAGAAGAGGAAAGAGAAGAAGAAAAAGAAGAAGAACCAUGUCAAUUUGUACUUGAUAUAACUAUACCAAAGUGUACAUUAUUUCUUCAUGAAGAAAAUAUAAGGAAUUCUGCUGGCAGUAAUGAUGGAGAUGGGAUAAUGACAGUUUAUGAAGUUAACAUUGCGGGAACUAAACUCUCUUACGAACAGCAAAAGAAUGAAAAGAUAGUAAACCUCAACGCAUCUGGUAUUUCAGUAUUAACACAGGGUAAUACCGUAAGCGUAUUGGAUUUAGUUGAAUCCUCUGAAAGUUAUUCAGUAUUGAAUGCUUCUCUUCAAUUAAUAAAUCGUCCAUAUCCUCAUCCGGCUCGUAAAUAUAUAAAUAUUAGGAUAUCCAAUACAGUUAAACUUUCCUUUUCAAGUGAAUUUCUUGCUGUAAUGGAAUUCCUUUGGGAUCUUACCGGAAUAUUAACAAAUCAAGUAUUUAAUCAUACUGUAUAUUGUUCAGUACCGUGGAGUAUGGAACCUGCGGUAUUGGUGGAAGAAAAAUGGCGACAUGAUCGAAGAGGAGGACUUCUUCAACGACAUCUUAUGUCUAUUUCUUUAGAUCAUUUGAUUUUAUCUCUUUAUUACCCAUCAGAUAAGUUUGAGUUGGCAAUAGAAGAAAAAAAAGAAGAAAAUGAGAAAGUACUAUUAAAUGAUAAAAAUACUUCUAAAGAUUUUGUGAAUGCGGUGAAAAAUGGAGAUGAACCUAUGGCAGUGAUGGAGGGAUCAAAUAUUCAUAUUUCUUGGAACAAUACAGAAGGCUGUAACGCUACGCAAUUUACAGUUCAUUACCCUCAAAUGACGAUGAAACAUCUCAUUUCUGGUGAAUCUCUAAAAGUAGUCCAUUCGAACUCUAGAAAUGCUGAAGAAACCGUAGAAGAAAAUAAUAACAAUAAUAAUAAUAAUAAUAAUAAUAACACCUCAUGUCCGAAUAUCUCUCUUUCUUUUACAAUUCAACGUGAAUUACCGAUUUUGUCAAAUUCUGAUUUUAUUGCGAAUGGAGGACCUUAUGGAUAUCGCUAUACACACUUUCUUGCCCUUUCUGGUUCGCACUUUAAUGCGCUUUAUUGGAAUUCACAAUUGUGGGAUCUUAUGGAGAUAUGCUCACGUGGUGUUAUCUCCCGUGCGGCAGCCAUUGGAUGGAGAAAACCAUACUUGGCUGGUAGUAAAGUCCAACGUUGGCCUUAUCCUGUUGAUAGUAUACAUAUUCCACUGCCCUUUACAUGGUGUUUACUACACAAGGAUGUUCAACUCUCAGAUAUUCACCUCACACUUCCUCACAAGGAUGCGCAUUUACCAUCGGUGUUGUGGGGGAAAGUUAAACAAUUGAGUUUUUAUGAUAUACUGCAUAAAUACGGGGAACAACAACAACAACAGCAGCAACAGCAACAGCAACAACCAGAAGGAUCUAAUUUAGAAUUCAUUAUUAAACAAACCUCAAGAAUGGAAAUAAAAGAAUUUGAACUUUUAGGUAUUCGGGAACAAAAGAAAUCUCCAACAUCUUCUACUUCUUUAAUGAAGAUGAUAAAACUUUUAAAUGGGGAAAAUAUUAUUCUGGAUUUUUCCUAUGAACUCUUUCGUGUUGGUGGAUGGAAACAUGUACGCCCUCGAGUUUUUAGUAUAAAAAUCUCUGAUUCUACGGUAUUUCAUGGAACUACAAAUCAAUUUGCCCUUUUAAUAGAUUGGUUGUAUGGAAAUUAUAUGAAAACUCCAUGGAAAGGUCAUUUUGCCCCUAAAAAGAUUCCUCUCGAUCCUUUUAUGUUUCCAAAAUAUAAUCAAAUUAUGGAAUCUACUUCUUGGAUAGUGGAGGUUGAUUAUAUAUGUAUUCGCCUACAUGAUAGACCCAAGUCUUAUCAUUGUGUAGAAAAAGAAUCAUCCUUUUUAAAUUAUAUUCGUAUGGGUAUUGAUCUUAGUAUCGUUGUGGAAGAUCUUUCUAUGGAAUUUAACUGGGAUCCAAGUGGGAGUUUCUUUUCUCGAUAUGAUAUUGGUGAAAUCUCUAUAUGGGAACUGGAUUCAAACGCAAAAAAACGUUUGACGUUCUGUCGUCACCCUAGUGAAGCUGUACAUGAAUCUUUUCGAUUUCUAUGGAUUCAUCAUAAAGAGAUUUCAAAUUCUUUCACACAUGAAAACGAGGAAGGAAACAUAAACAACAACAAUAAUAAUAAUAAUAGUGAUAAUAAUAAUAAUAUGGAUAACAACAAUAAGAACAAUAGGGCAAAGAGACCAGUGGCACUAAAAGCCGUUUAUAGUGUGAAAUGUGAAGGAGGAGAGAAAAAAGUCUCUAGUAGUAUAACGAUUAAUAUUUUAGAUAUAACUCCUGUUCCUUCCUUUUUAUAUAAUUUAAAGGAUUCUCUCUUUAGUCUGCGUGUGCGAAAUGCAUUUGGUAAUAUUCUUCGCUGGGAAUCUCGUGUCGCUGGUGUAUGGAUGGAUCCACCAAUAACUCUAGAAAGUCAGGAGUGGUGUACAAACCAUCAAGUUUUCCUUGAAUUACUAAAUAUCACAAUAUCAAAAGUUUCUCAUCAUCAUCAUCAUCAUCGUCAACAUUUAAUACCAUUGUUUUUCACUUCCAUUGUGAAUAUACAGUUUAGAAAUACAUCAGAAAAAUAUGGUUUAAAUCAUGAAUGGUCUUUUUCUAUGGAUAAAAUUGAUAAGAAUGGAAUUGUUAUGACUCCAGACUUCUCAGAAGGUGGGAUAAAGUUAAGACCUGUCAUUUUAUCAAAUUACUGGCAACAACAACAAGAAGAAGAAGAAGAAAUAUAUAAAGAGAAUAAAAAAUUAUUUCAGAUUACAAAAACAACAUCUGGUGGAUUUGUUGGAAAUCUUGAUUCAAUUUGGAUUUUACUUCCACCCAAGAAAGAAAUAUAUGCUUUAUCUGAAGUGUUUGUAAAAGAUGGAUAUGCACAACUUUCUUGGUUAGGAACAUUUUUAGAAGAACGAAGAGCAUGGCGAAUGGGUACCCUUUGUAGUAAAAAAAGAAAUAACGAAAAUAAAAAUGAAGAAGAAGUUCCUCAUACCUUCUCUGUGAAUUUCACUAUAAAAGAACCUUCUGUAGUGGUAGUAGGAAUGGGAACAGAAGAAGAUUCUAUUGUGAAUGGUUAUUUAAAUCUUGAAAAUGGUGUUAUCUACAGUUUAGGGGAUAUUACAGUAAAUAGAAGAGGUGAAACAGCUAAAGAUGAUUUUCAUAUUUCCCUUAAUGGUGUAAGUGUGCGGUCUUUACAAGAUGAUUCCCAAUAUGUAAUGAACCCUAUUGAAGUUACUCUAUCUAUUUAUACUCUUUUAAAUGGAGGAUGGGAAGUGAAAGUACGAUUUGGAAGGAUUGCUAUUAAUGUUACUCAGUCUAUUUAUGAAUUAAUUCUACAUAGUCUGGGUCGACACUUUGUCUCUAUGGAAACAGAAAUUCCAGAAUCUUUUACAGGCGAAAUGGAGAAAUUUACAUCUUCACAUCAUGCCAUUCUUCCUUUAGGGGAUCCAGGAGAAGUAGAAGAGAAUACACUUCUUGUUCUUCAUCAUGAAGGGAAAAAAUCCACUGAAAAAGAAAAUGAAAGAGAAGAAAGAGAAGAAAAAGAAGAAGAAGGAAGUAGUGGUAGUGGUGGAUUAAAAGUAUGGAUAGAAUGGGAAUCUUUUACAUUACGUGUAUUAAGAGAAACGGUUGCUUUUUUUAUUGCGACCGGUCAAAUGUCUGCAUUUUAUGAUAUUUUAACCCCCCAACAAGAGCAAAGAGAUGAUGAGAUGAUAAGAAGGAAAAUACAUAUAAGUUUAACCUUUAUUCGAUUAGGUGUAGAGAAUGGAAUACAUCUUGUGGAUCUCCAACCACUCUCCUCUUCCUCUUCCACUACAAAUACGGAAGAAGAAAAAGAAAAAGAAAAAGAAAAAAACACUUUUUCCUCUACAUUGAAAGAACCAUGUCUUUUCUUUUAUUUAGAUGCCUGUGAUAAGGAGGAAGUAAUUCAUGUGAAUAUUGGGAAAUGUGUGGUGUUUUUGGAAAAUGAAACCAUGAUCUUAUUACUAUCGACAUUGUAUGAACCUUAUCGUCGUAUUGUAUUACCAGAGUAUAGAGUUCAUGAAAUAAAAUAUAUUGAUAGUGAUGUGAAAUUACAGGAACGACUUGUUUUAUCAAAAUAUAGAAAGUUGAAAGUAGUUCGAGGUGAAUAUAAUCAUAUUACUAUAGAUGGUAAUAAUUGUGAAAUUCACUUUAUUGAUGCUGGUUCACCUAUUCUUUCACUUGGAGAAGGAUUAACAUUACGUAUUAUUAAUGCUCAUAUCUAUUUAUAUGGUAAAGCUAUUGAAUAUUAUAUGGUUACUGGAAAUGGAUCUUAUGUUGUGGCAGACCCUAAAUAUAAUACUAUUAUUCACGAUAUAAAUCCUCCAUUAACUGAUUUUAAUAGUAUUAGUAGUGAACCUCAACUAAGUACUCAAGAAUCUGAAAGUUGUGGAAAUUAUUAUUAUUAUUAUCAUUAUCAUUAUCAUUCUCUUCAAAAUACACAAUCGCCUGCUGCUCUUGUUGGUAGUAAUAGUAGUAUUUCUGGAGGAAAUAGUGAUCAUCCUAUUCCAUUACCACUUGAGUUACCUAUAUCUCGUACUACUACCAAUGAUGUCUCUCGUCGUAUAUUAGGAAAAGCUAUUUUACAAUUAACACUUCCUGAAGUAAAAGAUAAAUCUGAAAUACAGCGUUCUCAAAGUUCUUUACAUCUCACUCAACCUUCACGUUCUUUAGUAUUACAAGCUACUAUGUCUGGAUGUGUAGAAAUGAAUAGAAGUGGAGGUUGUAUAGAUGAAACAAGUACAUUUGAUCUCAGUGAAUUCUCUAUACGUUGUGAAUAUUUAGAUAUGAAUGGUAUAGUAGUAGAUACAACUUCCUUAGUAUCGGAAUGGACUGUAUCUGUACAUAUGAAAAAGGUACAGGACCAAUUACGAAGUCCAUUACAACGAUGUAUUGAAAUAUCAUGUUUACGAGGAGUUGAAAUUCGUCUUCGUUGUGGAGAUAUUUCUUUCUGUUGGUGUGCGGUAUUACAAGCAAGAGAGGCAUUAGGUCAUAUUGAGAGUAAUGUAUUAGAUGAUUUCUCAUCUGCAAGAGAGUUUUCACCAUCUCUCUCUACACCUUAUCAUAUGGAAUUAGGUGAAAAGAAUAUAUUAUCGGAAGAGGGAGAAACCAUGAUGGUAUUUCAUUUACGAUAUCUUAGUAUAGAUAUAGUGGAUGAUAGUACUAAUGUAGAUAUUCCUCUUUUUCGUUGUCGUAUUGAAAAUAUUUCUACACCAAAAGCUAUUAAAAAAGGAAUGGCUCUUAAAUUACAUAUUUCAUGUGAUUGGAGUAUUAUAUAUUAUAAUUUUACAUCUUCCUCUUGGUGUCCUUUACUGGAACCUGUUUCUCUGGAUAUUGUACUUAGACGAGAGUCUAAUAUUUCUUUAGAAGAUGUUAAACAACGUAAAGGUUUUUUACGAGCGGGUUUACAUUUACGUGCGGUACGUUUACAUUUUUCAACUAUUGUUGCUGAAAAUUUACGUCGUUUAUGGCUUUUAAAGAAACACCUUGAAGAGGCUUUACAUAGACGAGAAGAGGUAAAUGGAAAUAUGGGUAGUAUUAUUAUGAGAAGUAGUAGUAGUAGUAUUACUUUAAAUAAUAAUAAUAAUAAUAAUAAUAAUAAUAAUAAUAAUAAUAAUAAUAAUACUAUUGGGAGUAAAUCACAAGGUAUUUCAAAAUUAGAGUUUUAUACAUAUAAAGUGGCUCAGCAUGUGGGUCAAGAUUUAUAUAUUCAUUUCGCCCAAGAUAAUCAAAAUCGUUUUCCUCCGCCUUCUAUUCUUCAUGCUGAUGGCCGUGAUAUCUUGGAGUUUAAUUUUCCCCGUAUUGAAGGACAUGAAUUACCGGCAUCUCAACAUUGUUUUGUUCUUUCCUUUCGAGAGAAUAAAGAGUUUGUGCAUGUUGCCACUACAGGGAGAAGACUUGUGCGAGUUGGUCCUGGUUUAAUGAGUCGGCAUGUACUCGUGGAUGUUAAAGUUUCUCGUGGGCAAAAAUUAGUAGAGUUUCGUACAAAUAUUGGAUUUGAAAAUGAAUUGCCUUUUCCAAUGGAGAUUGGGGGAGUUGGGAUUAUUCAAUCUGGAGAGAAAUUACAUAUUCCUAUUAACGCUUUACGUGAACGUACUUCCUUUACACCAUUAACAGGAAAUAAUAAUAGAAAUAUGGCCUGUUCAUUAGGAGUAAGUUAUGAUAUGCUUUCGUUAUUAUAUGAUCAGAUAUUUUUAUGUAUGAGUAAAGCCGAUCUAAAUAUGAAUGAAGUGGUAGAAUUAGGAAAAUCCGCUUGUGCCUCUGCUUCUCUACAGAAAAGUGUAUUUUUUCUUUUACGAUUUGGACCAAAGAUAUCUAUUGGCAAUUCUAAUGUAUUAGAUUGUAAAGGUACCUUUGAGGCUCCAUUUUUUAUUAUUAAUGGGACUUCACUUCCUAUAAAGGUUGGAUUAAUGUACCGUAAAGUUGGAUCUCAUCAACAUCGUCAUCGUCCUUUUCUUGAGUUUUCCGAUUCUAAUUACUUUGAACAUAUCACAACAUUAGAUAUCGCUGCAGAUGAACGGUGUGGGAUUACUCAAGUUAAUCCAUUAAAAGAUAUUUACAUGGAUGUGUUUAUUGCUCAAGCGAAUGGAGAAGCAUUAGGUCGUGUAUUUGGUGGAUGGAGAAAACGUCAAAUGCCAAUACUUGUUCAUUCUUCUAAAAAACGAGAUCGUGAACAUACAAUGACAUUAUAUGAUUCUAAAGGUUCAUCUAUUAUUUUACAUAUUGAUUAUACAGCCAGAGCUAUUACGAUAUGGUGUCCAUAUUGGAUUGUUAAUCAAACUCCACAUGCUCUUCAAUUUUCAGAUGUUAAAAAAGGUCAUCCAUUAGCAGGAUUACGUAAUGAUGAAGGAAUUCCAUCUGGAUCCUGUACUUCUUAUAUUGUAAAUAGUGAACGAAUGGAAAAAUUAGGUGAUAAGGCUGUUCUUUAUUUACGUAUUGGAAGACAAUCUUCUAAAGGUAUAUUAAAAUGGACUAUGUGGUCUGAUCGUAUUAUGAUGGCUGAACUUAAUGAGUCUGGUAUUGUGAGUUGUGCUUUAUCGAAAAAAGUAUGUGUUUCUCUUACAUAUACAGUUGGAUUUCUUGGUGGUCGUACCAAUGCCACUCGAGUCAUUACAUUUAAUCCUCGUUGGAUUAUUGAAAAUCAUAUGGAUGAUUCUAUUGCAUUUCGUCAAUGUUUAGUGAAAUUAGAUGAUGAAAAUGUUCCUGCAGUAUCUUCUAUUCUCUUAACAUGUGAUCAACAUCAAAUUAUUGAUCUUAGUAGUGAAGGGGAGGUGGCGAAUGCAAUUCAAGUACGUUUACCUGAAAAUGAAAGUAAAGGUAUUCAACCUUCUCAAUGGUCAAAACCUUUAAAUAUUGAUAAAUUGGGAGAUAAAACUUUUAAUGUAAUUUAUGAAACGUAUAUAAAAGUACAAGAUUCAAAACAUGUGCAAAUGGAUGGAGAAACAUUAGUUUCUUUAAAUAAUAAUACUUUUAUUAAACGUUCAGUUUCAGAUGUAUUAAUGCUUUCCUGUUAUCGUAAGAGUAGUAUUAUGCAUGUUGUCUUAUCAAAACCCCAACGACCUCCUCAUGUGAUUGAGAAUAGAACUCGAUAUAUUGUUUAUGUAAGACAACGAGAUGAACUCCAACGAUUAAUUGUUUAUCCUCGUACCACGAGAGGAUUUGCCUGGGAAGAUUUUAAAUCACUUCCGGUAAUGGAAGUAUGGGCUGCAGAAGGUCCAAAUGCCCGUUCACGAUCUAUUCUUAUUAACUUUGAUCCUCAAGCAGUUGUGAAGCGAAGUGAACAAUUACAGCAGGAAUUACAUCUUCCAAGUGGGGAGAUUCUUUUUGUACGUGUACGGGAAUUAGGACGAAUGAGUUAUGCAAUUAGUAUUACAACAGAGAAUACAAUAGAUACCUUUUGUUCACUUCCUUAUUUUCAAUAUUUUUUAAAACUGGAAGUGGAUGGGAUUCAUACAUUAUUUUCUGAUGAACAUGAGGAUUUUAUAUUACUGACCGUAAAGCCCGUUACUGUGUUUUUCUCUCAAGGAGCAGAGACGGAUGGGAAUGGAGAUGAACAGACAUUUGAGUUUUCUCUUCGUGUGAUUCAAAUAGAUGAUGAACGGAAAUGUGCAAAACAAACCGUAGUUGCUCAGCUUGUGGAUGCGAAACCAUCAAUUAUACGGUUUAAACGAAAACUCUCUCGUGUAGCUCCUAUUUUGUUUAUUAAAGAUUUUAUUAUAAAUGUGAGUUCAGUGGAAAUACAUCUGGAAGACUCUUUUCUCUUUCAAGUCAUGAAAUAUUAUGAAGAAAUGCGUGUGGCUCUUGGUGGUGGUGGUAGUAGUAGUGGUAGUGGUUGUGGGAAAACAAGAAGGAUGAAUGAAGAAAAAUUAAGUUAUUUUCCAUGGAUGAAUAAUAAUAAUAAUAAUAAUAAUAAUAAUAAUAAUAAUAAUAUUACUAUUGUACCCAUGAGAAAAAAAGAAACUUCUAAAGAUGCUUGGAAACAACAUAUUAUAUUUAUUGAUCAUGUUCUUUUAGAACAAGUGAUGAUAUCCAUCUCAUUAUAUCGCUCUCCUGGAGCUCAAAAUGAUCCCAUGUGGGAAAGUAUUGGUUAUUUAAGUUUUUUAAUUCGUUCUGUUCGUGAUGCUCGUUUUGUUUGGCGGCGUAUUGAACAAAGAGGUGUAUAUGAAACUUUAUGGCUUCUUAGUCUUUCUUAUUAUUCCUAUUAUAAACAUCAAUUGAUGCAGCAGGUAUCUAAUGUGGUCCAUGUAGCUGGAUUAGAUAUGAUGCGUGGAUUUGUAACGGAUUUACUACAGGGUUAUUUCUCUUCUGAUGGAUUUACACAUAUUGAUCGAACGAAACAACGUGUGGGUCGUCGAUUAGAGGCAAACUUUGCAAAAGAUGAAAGAAAUUCUUUAAUAAGUACAAUCACAACAGAUUCAGAAAUGGGGUUUGAUGAAAACUAUAGAAACACUGCAGAUGAGGAAUUUAUCUUAACAACACGGUUUCCUAUUCCUAUUCCUACUCCUAUUCCUAUUCCUGAUACUGGUACUGGUGUGGAUAGUACAAGUCUUGUAGAAGUGCAGCAGAGAGAGAGAUUAUUAUCAUCAACAUCAUUAUCAUCAUCGUUAUUAACUCCAGCUAAGAUGGUUUUUACGGAGAAUGUGGAAUGGAAUAUAGCGCAUAAUAAUAUACCGAUGGGAAAAGAUAAGAGGGCUAUUGAGGCGGCAUUACUUUUACCUUGGAGUGCAUUUUAUGCUCGUGUGAGUAAUCAUGAACUUCGAGUGUAUGGUAUCUACGCUGUUGAACGCUUUUUACGUACUCUUGACUUUUCUAAUCCAUCCAGAAUGCAAUGGCAGUUUGAAGAUCUAGCAACUGGUGUUGCUGCUGCCUAUGCUUCUCCUUCUGAAAAUAAUAAUAAUAAUAAUAAUAAUAAUAAUAAUAAUAAUAAUACGAGUGUGAGUAAUAAUUCCAUCUCUACAGCCUGGGAAUCCCAUUGGCAAUGUACUCGCUGUGCGGAAAUCAAUCAACUGCGGGCCGAACGGUUUGACUCGGACAGUCUCAGUGCAUUGCCGCACCCGUCGAGUGGGUUGAUUACUUGGGCGGAGUUCACACAUCACAUCUCGUGGAGUGAACUUGUGCAGAUGUGCACAGCGGCGGAGGUGCGGGAGUACGGCGGAGUGGUGCUGCGCGCCUUAGCGGGGGAGCCGCGGAAUGUGAUUCGUGUGGAAGGCACCGCGCGGUGGAUUCUUGGUGAGGAAAAGGAAUAA
This is a messenger RNA of Trypanosoma theileri, 13515 nucleotides long. RefSeq lists its product as uncharacterized. The transcript has a single exon. Bases 1 to 13515 code for a protein of 4504 amino acids. Lineage: Eukaryota; Euglenozoa; Kinetoplastea; Trypanosomatida; Trypanosomatidae. Gene Ontology annotation, biological process: protein targeting to vacuole; protein retention in Golgi apparatus. Gene Ontology annotation, cellular component: extrinsic component of membrane. The record is from RefSeq and is a predicted model, not a curated record.